Electrophorus electricus (electric eel) is the source of this 4621-nucleotide messenger RNA. RefSeq names its product coiled-coil domain containing 85B (gene ccdc85b). The record is from RefSeq and is a predicted model, not a curated record. Gene Ontology annotation, biological process: negative regulation of DNA-templated transcription. Gene Ontology annotation, cellular component: nucleus. Lineage: Eukaryota; Metazoa; Chordata; Actinopteri; Gymnotiformes; Gymnotidae.
UGCUGGAGAGCAUAGAGGAAGGAUGUGGCCAAAUACCGCGGAUUAGUGCACAGAAAGGCCUGUUGGAACUCUAGCCAUCGUUGUGUGUGGAUCAUUGUUUUGCCCAUGCUGGUUUGUUAGAGGGAGUGAAUGCAAAAGGGGGCAGGAGGAUUUUUACUGAGGCCAAAUUGGGCGACGGCAUAAACCGGCGGUUUGAAUUAUUACUACAGUUAGCUGAGCAUGGCUAACUUUACUGGGUUUGCGGUGCAGAACAUAUAAAAUACCUCGACUGAGACUCUUGUGGAAUGAUGUCAUUUUUACCACGGCAUAGCCUGAUUCUUACGAUAAGGAAAACCUAAAGGAAGGAAGGGGAGGAGAAAGAGACAGGAGGGGGGUUCACGCAUCCGCUGCCUCCACUAUCAUGGUUGCAUUUUGGGAAAGAGCGGUUUGUCGCUAAAAUAUACAUACACAUAUAAAAUAUUUAACGUUGUACCACGCGGAUAAAAUAAUAAUACUGAAAAUCAAGCAUCGCCGAAAACCGCGGAUUUAUCAGACACCGCCCGUGCUGUUAAAUCGCAAGCUCCAGACCAAGACUGUCCUACUUUUUACUCAAUUUUGUUUAUUUGUCGUGUUUACAGUGCCUCGUUGAGAUAUCUGUGGUCGGAUGUCUUUUUCAUCCAAAAACAUAAACGAGAUUUCGCUAGAAGAAAAUUUCCCGACAGAGCAAUGGAAUGAGGUGUGGAACCAGGGCGGGGAGAGACGGAUGCGUCUGAGGCAGCAGAACAGCGACAGAAGCAGGGACAUUGUGAUCCUUGACAACAGACUGGAUGCACGAAGAUAAAGGAUGCACAAUCGCGCUUAAUCCCAACCUCCGAUUUGGUUUUUCGACACUCAGGACGACGUCGGCAGAGUUUCAGGUACGAGCAGUCUGAAAUCUAUGGAUGCUCCACUGUGAAAUUAGACGUGGGCAACUGAAGAGCGAGAGAGAAAUGGUCCGUUUGUUUGAGGCCUGGAAACGAGGUGCGCUGAGCCAGGUCCAUAUUGGAACAGCCUAACUGACAUUACACGUGCCUCUUAAAUGUUAGCGGAUAACGAAUCUGCGUGAGUUUCUAGGUGCUCCCUUGUGUACAACAUAAUAUGCAACGUACUUUAUUGGUUCAUGCGGUGCAACAUUUUUAUUCCGACAAUCAAAUUUAUAUGUUUUCAAGCUACCGAUUAAAAGUUUAAACGAGAUGGGGAGCGACGGUGAAAUAUUAAAUCGAGAGUUAGCAAAGAUGUCUGACGAGGAUUUACUCACUUGUUCUAAAGAAGAACUGGUGAAUCGGCUGCGCAAAGAGGAAUCGGAGAAGAUGUCAGCCCUCGUACAACGUGGCCGCCUAAUCAAAGAAGUAAAUAAACAACUUCAGGGACAUCUGCUUGAAAUCAGGGAGCUCAAAGUCAUCAACCAGCGGCUUCAAGAGGAGAAUCAAGAACUGCGCGAUUUGUGCUGCUUUCUAGACGACGACCGGCUGAAAGUUAAGAAGCUCGCGAGGGAAUGGCAGCUGUUCGGGCAUCACGCCGCUAAGGUUAUGCGCGAGGACCUGGGUGGCUACCUGAAGAAACUUGCCGAGCUCGAGCGGAUGCAAGACGGUUUGGUGAAGGAGAACUUGGAUUUAAAAGAACUGUGUCUGGUGCUUGAGGAGGAGUGUGUGAGCCGGAGCGAUUCCAGCCCGGGCGGGUCGACGGAGCUCAACCUUCCGUGCAUGGUGGCUCGGGACCUUGGUGAUGGAAGCUCGAGCACGGGAAGUGUGGGGAGCCCAGAUCAGCUCCACUUGGUGUGCUCGCCGGAUGACUGAGACAAAAGACGAGCCAUAUCACUUUUUUUUUCCUCUCGGAGAAUGUCGGAAAAUGAUCUGAAUGAAUCCAUGAGGAACAAUGCAGUUUACAGUUUUGUCAUUACAUCUCAACUACUUAAUGACAGAUGCGAAGCAGUUUGUUUAUUCUGGCAUGGACUGGUUCAUUUUUUUUCAUGUUAUCUAUUUAGGCUAUUUUGACCCAACUUCCCUUCAUUUAAAAUGACUUUCUAAAUGUGAAUUAUGUUACUUUGCUUACAAUAUCAGACACAAUAGAAAUUGUUUUACGCUUUAAUGUUAUUUAUCUCAUUUGGUGUUUGUUCUUUUAUUUAAAUGUAAGUAUUGAGAUCACUGGGAUGUUUCCUCUUUCAUCUCUACCAGGUGUUGUGUAUUGAUAAGAGAGUAUAAAUGGAGGUUUUCUGAAAAAAAGAACCAAUCUAACUGCUGACUCACCAGGUUUUACUGUGCACUGAAUUUUUUUUCAGGUGGGCUGAUGUUUUAAUGAUGCACUAGACAGGGCUGAAAUGAAUCUCAAAAAGAUUCACAUUUUUAAACUGCAUAGAGCCAUAAAAUGAUCUGUUCGAGAUCAUGCACAAAUAGCACUGAAUCAUUUUCAAGGGUGACUUGAAAUGAACAGCAUAAAAGAUUGGUUGCAAGGAGGCUUCCAGUUUCAAAUGAUUGGAUUUCUCAUGAUUUUACUGUAUGGUUGGAGGCCUCCCAGUGCUUCACUGAAACUGCACAUUCAGAAUACUUUCUCAGUGUUAUUAUGCACCAGUCAGUAUAGGAAAGUUUAUUACAUUAAACCAUCUUAUUAAUUGGUUACUUUACUGGAUCCUAGAUGUCCUUGCAUUGACCCAACUUUAUGAUUUAACUGCCCAUGUAUGCUUUAACAAGCUUUUUUCUUUGAUUGGAUUUUACUGGGCUACAUGCUGUGUUUACAUACUGGCAACUGGUGGAGAAUACAAUGACAUGUGAGUUUGUAAUAUUGUUAUGUAUAUUCAUCUAUGAGUUUUCCUCAACUUUCUGUAUUUUUCCUACAAGGCAUAUAAUUCACGUAUAUAAAUGUUUGGGUUAGGCCUAAGCUCUUUACUUACUAAUUAUAAUCAGUAUUACUUAAUGACUGGAUUUUUUUGUUUGUUUAUAGCAUCAAACUCUUAAUUAGUGGCUUUGUUUUGAUGGCUGUAAUCUUUGGGCCACAUUCAUUAUAAGUGGGAGAACUUACACUUGAUCGAGACUCUCAUUUCUUUAAUGGUCCGUUUUUGUGUUGGAAGCCCUUCAGGCACUUGUAUUGCAUACAGAACGAAUGUUGUAACAAUUUGCUUUCACUUGAGCCAAGUGUUGACUGACAUAUAUAAAAAUUCUCUGGUCAUGUUUGAGGACCAAAGACAUAAGUGUCCUGUGUUAUAUUUUUGGUUCACUGUUUGCAUAACAGCAAUGUCAACUCAGUAAUACCCUUACUGGAGUAUACAGAGGUUCUUUUAUCAGAGCAUGCAUGCAUUGGCUCGCUCAGCACAAACUCCCUUUUUACUAUCAGAUGUGUUCACCAAGCUCUGAGUAAGGAUUCUCCUCAGAUUAGAGUGCUAAUGGAAAAUGUGUGUUCGAAGCAUGGUGACCAAGUUUAUCCCAUUAGCUCUUUGCUUGUAAAUGUUGUAACUGCCAUUUUUGUCCUUUGCAGAGGACCUUUUACUAUUGAACACUUCUAAUUCUGGGUUAUCUCAAUUUUAUGUUUUCUGUUCAUCGAUAUGUCUCCUUUACACUGUGGGCCAGGUUCCCAGACCCAGUUUAAGCCUAAAACUAGACUAAAGAAAUUUCCAAUAGUAAUAUUCCAUGAAACUGCAGUGUAGACUAAGACUAAAACAAAUCUCUUUGCAGGAGACCAACCCUACAUGUCUUAAUGGUAAGCUCACAACUGCCUGCCAACACACUAAAAUUCUCACAGUAGUGAAACAUAACUUUCACUAACCCAUUACAUGCAUAAUUAAUUUUACAUGCUUUUAAAUGUAUUUUAUUUAAUAUCUUGUGUAGUUUAGUACAAUGUGGGAUUAUGUUUAAACAGUGUAGUUUCACUGUGAGUAUGAGUCCAGGAAUUUCUCUUUGCUAGUUAUAAGGACAUCCUUAGUGGAAGCAGUGUUGACUCCUCCUUUCCUCUAAGCCAAGCCCCGAGGACUUUCCAAUUUGUAUUUAACUGAACUCCACUUCAGUUGUUUCCAAUUAGAAGUAGGGUAUUUUCAAGUAAAUUAACAAGUUACAAAUAUUCAAACACAAAGCUUCGGUGCACAAAUUGGAUUAACUUAAAGACAUCGACAUACCUUAGGGUUUUUACAAAUGAUUCCCAAAAGCAAUACAUUUUGUUAUUUCUCCCUUUCAUGUUGUAUGGUGUGAAAUUCUUUACAACUAAUGACUAGUUCUCAAUGAAAAACACAUUUACAAAACAGUUUAUUCUCAAAAAAUAAAUACAAAUCUGCUAAAUUCUAUGGUCCAGCCCUAGUAGUGCAUCAAAUACAUUGUAAUAAUGCUUACAAAGUAAAUUAUAAAUAUAACUAAACUACUACCGGAUUUGAUAUAAUAAAGUUUUACUUUAGAAAAUGUACAUAGUUAGCAUCUAAUAAAAAAAUUUAAGUGCACAUUUGAUGUAUAUCAGUUGAGAAUCUGCAGGUAAAUUCAAAUAUUUUUUUUGUAACCAGUGUAACUUGUUGAAAUGUAUGCUUUUUCUGGCUUUCAAGGUUUGAAGACAUAGGAUAGUAUAUAAAAAUAAAAUAUGCUAUAAUAAAGCCCAUCGAAAAGUAGCUUAAUACACUGUACCAUUUUAA